Metarhizium acridum CQMa 102 is the source of this 819-nucleotide messenger RNA. Lineage: Eukaryota; Fungi; Ascomycota; Sordariomycetes; Hypocreales; Clavicipitaceae. The record is from RefSeq and is a predicted model, not a curated record.
AUGCAAGAAUGGAGUCUCAACAUCCCCCCCUCGCGACAAACCCCCGGCAACAUCAGACUUCACUUGCUCCCCCCGUCGUCGCUCAACCUCACCAUGGUGUCAACCAGUGUCAGGUCAGCCAUUGUCGUUGCCUCGGCCCUCGCGCCCGGCUCCGUCGCCCAGCUCUUCACCGUCAACUGCGCGCCGCUGACCUUGCACCGCGGCGAUCCCAUCCUCUUCCCCGGCGUCAUGUCCCCCCAUGUGCACGCCGUCGUUGGCGGCACCAGGUUCGCCCUCAACCUGACCAACGAGCAGGCUCGCCAGGCAAAGGCCACGACUUGCGACAAGCGUCUCGACAAGAGCAACUACUGGCAGCCUCAGCUGUACCAUCAACGACGGGACGGCAGGUUUGAGCUGGUCGAGAUGCAGGGCAUUAUGGCCUUCCCUGCGGUUGGCGACUACAACACGGGUGUGUGCCCCCAAUCUCACCCCGUUGCCAUCCUCUCGGUGUUUUUCGAAUUCUUCUACAAUACCCGAGCAGUCAAGGACUUUAACCGUUGGGUCUGGGCCAUGGGAGAUGUUACCGGAUACGGUCUGCACGGCGAUUACCUCAACGGCUGGGCGGACCAGGGCAGGCUUGACCGUGCCGUCGAGACUUGCACUGGCCCCAAUGGCGUCAACGACGCCGGCUGCAGCUUGAAUGUUGGACCGGAUGGCCCUGGACGUUCGAGCCGUCAACCAGUCGAGGUUGCGCCUCCCAAUGAGGAGAUUGGAUUCAACGGCCCCCUGCACAAGUUGCCUGGUGACAAUCCAGUGACUGGACACCCAGUCCAGGGAUAG